Protopolystoma xenopodis is the source of this 330-nucleotide messenger RNA. The record is from the annotation of a GenBank genome assembly. Lineage: Eukaryota; Metazoa; Platyhelminthes; Monogenea; Polystomatidea; Polystomatidae.
AUGUUUUUUGCCCUAUUGCUGCUUUUGCUUCGAGCGUGUGCCACCCUUCCGACAAAUAUAACCUGCGAUAGAAGAGCUAGUAGAGUUGCCAGAAGAAUUAUAGACGAAAACAUUUUCCCUCUCUUUGAAUAUCUCGGUGUGCCCGUCGAUUCGAAAUGUCCUUUAAAUCCCACGAAGGAUAUUUUUCGGCGGCAAGAAUUGAUGAAGGCACGUAUUUCUGAGCGGGAUUGGGAAUGCCUUUAUUGUAAGAAAAGAUUCUCUACCGAAUAUUAUCUGGACAAGCAUAUGGAUGCCCGUCAUUCCACCGAGCUUUACAUGGUAGUUUUUUAA